This is a messenger RNA of Corythoichthys intestinalis (scribbled pipefish), 1149 nucleotides long. RefSeq names its product mitochondrial ribosomal protein L16 (gene mrpl16). Gene Ontology annotation, molecular function: structural constituent of ribosome; rRNA binding. Gene Ontology annotation, biological process: mitochondrial translation. Lineage: Eukaryota; Metazoa; Chordata; Actinopteri; Syngnathiformes; Syngnathidae. The transcript has 5 exons. Gene Ontology annotation, cellular component: ribosome; mitochondrial large ribosomal subunit. Bases 168 to 944 code for a protein of 258 amino acids. The record is from RefSeq and is a predicted model, not a curated record.
AGCAGCAACGUCCAUGGGAAGAAAAACGGAAGCCACGUAAAUUACCCAGGAUUGCGACCUUGUGCUUUGCAGCGCUCAAAAUAAUUAAAAGUCAUUUAAGAUGUUAUUACAGUGACACUAAACCGAAAUGUUGUAAUCGUUGUUGUGCCUGUGUCAGAAUUUUUUACAUGAUGAUCUCUCUCAUCAAAACUGUUGUUGGUAGCGUGGCUGCACUCGGCGCUCAUGGUCAGCAGCACGGUCUUCUGCACAGCCACUUCAGAGUUCUCACAGCUGGAUUGAAGACAUUAGAAAUCCCCCCUGACUACAGUGAUGUGGUGCUGCCAGAGAAACCCAAACUGAAGUUUCUGAACAAGGUGCCCAAUUUUAAAAAAGCUAGAAAGGAGAUGAAGAAACUGUGGGAUAUUCAAGGGCCGGCUAAGGCAGCAAAUACCUUCACGUCUGGACAGUAUGCAAUUGUGGCAAUGGGAGGGGGCUACCUUAAAUGGGGCCACUUGGAGAUGAUACGUCUAACCAUCAGCCGCAAGAUGGAUUCCCGUACCACGUUUGCUCGCUGGCGCAUCAAUGCCCCAUACAAGCCAAUCACGCGAAAAGGGCUCGGUCAACGCAUGGGUGGAGGCAAAGGAGCCAUCGACCACUACGUGACACCUGUCCGCUUUGGCCGCCUCAUUGUGGAAGUGGGAGGAAAGGUGGAGCUUGGAGAAGUCGAGCAUAUAUUGAUUGAAGUAGCAAAGAAACUUCCCUUCCCUGCUAAGGUGAUGAGUAGAGAGAGCUUAGAAGUCUUCCAAAAGACUCAAGCUGAUAUGGAGGCGAACAACCAGAACCCAUGGACCUUCAAGAGGAUUGUUGAAGGAAACAUGCUUGGUAUCAGGAAGGUGCUCAGCCCGUUUGACCUGAAGAAUCAUGGACGCUUCACAGGGAAAUUUUACAACCCAGGGAGGGUGUAAAAGACCCAAUGACAGAGAUCAACAGUAACAUUACUAGAUGAACUUCACUGCAAUUUGAAGAAACUUUAAGAAGAAACUUCAAAAAAUGCCUUUGGCUUCCUGGAAUGGACAUGCCUUUCCCAUUUUGUGUUCAUGUUUUUUUUUUGUGUGUGUGUAAAUCAUUAAAAAGUUGUCUAAUUCUGUCAAAUUCUUUUCAUUUCAUAUG